AUGCAUACUACGAAACAAGUUGCAGAACAGCAGGAUGAACCUUUGGCGCAUAUGAUGGGCUCGCAACGCAAUUGGAAGGUCAUGCGAAAAAGCAACCCCGAUAAUCUGUGCAUAAAAGAAGUCAUGAAGCAUAUCGGGGCAGAAUUUUGCGUUGACAAUGAAGCUGAUGGAGUACUGCUACCACAUCGAGGAUAUUGA
Molecule: messenger RNA, 198 nt
Organism: Plasmopara halstedii
Lineage: Eukaryota; Oomycota; Peronosporomycetes; Peronosporales; Peronosporaceae
Exons: 2
Coding region: 1-198 (65 amino acids)
Source: RefSeq, a predicted model, not a curated record